Chara braunii is the source of this 1505-nucleotide messenger RNA. The record is from the annotation of a GenBank genome assembly. Lineage: Eukaryota; Viridiplantae; Streptophyta; Charophyceae; Charales; Characeae.
ACUGAAACCUCAGACCUUGAAAUCAAGGAGCGAGUGAAACGUAUGCGAGAGGAAAUGGAAAGCGUGCCUGCAUGCAACGCGCCAAGCCUCCAGGAAGAAGAAGUUCGCACGAAAUCGACGGGUGCGAGCAGUCCAACGUGUGACGUGACCGACAGGGCGAGUUCCAUUGAACACAUGCAAACGGAUUCGCUUACGCCAAUUCAAGCACUUGAGAAUGUACUGAUUCAUGACAAUCGUCAAGGGUUCCGGGAAAAGGCUCAAUCUCGAGGAAACCCGGUCAACGAAAUGCGGCCAGACGAUGACGAGGAUGACUUUGCGGUUCCAAAUGCCCUCCCGAAGCUGAUGCCAAGUGAUGAUAUCCCUGAUAGCAUUGCGCAGGACAGUGAACAGCCGUACUUCAUUCCAGACAAGGUGCCAGAAACGACGUCUGACAAGUGGGGGCAUCACAUUUUGUGGCAUAUGGACCUAUUCGAGCCAUGCAUUGUACAGGGGAAGUGGAUGAUGGCAGUCCAUCUAACAAAAGGAUGGAAAGUUAGAGACAGACUGGAUGAAGCCUCGUGGCUGAAAUUGGCGAAGAGCGAAAUCGUAUUUCGUGUUAGGAAAGAAAAUGACGAAGCGGAUGAAGCAGCUAUUGAGGAAAAGGCUCGAUUGCUAUUCGAACGUCUUUACUCCAAAAACCGACUGGAAUAUAAACACGGAUUCUAUGACUUAGAGUCAAGUCGGUCAUACAAGAGUAUCAACUGGAAGAUCGAUCUUCCUCAAGCUGGCCAUGGCGUUGAGACAAUCUGGUUGGGAUGCUCACAGAUUGGGGGGGAGUCAAACACGCAGUUUGCAACGAGUGUUGGGGAAGCGAUGAGUCAGACAGCCAGCAAGAUAAUGGAGGCGAAUGAGGAUCCACGGAAUGUCGACAAAGUGGCAUCGAAACGGACCUCCUCUAAUAACGCAGGCAGGAAACGAGUGUGCAUCGCAGAUGACGAGCCCCACUCCUUCCGGGAAGAGCAAGACCGACUUCAAUCUGCAAGACUGACAAGGUCUAAGGCGAUGGUGAAGAACCCCGGAUCAGUGAAGAGAGUUCCUCCGGUGAAGACGCCGUUGUCAAAACGAGUGAAGAAGACCCGCACACCGAGGAAGUGUACUUCGAUGAAGUCGGCAGCGGCGCUUACACCUGCCACUAAAGGCACGUUGCAUCGCCUCAGGUUUCGGAACGUAGUCAUGGAAGAACUCAAAGACUGCGAUGCAACUGAGUUGCAACGCCUGUGUAAGGAAGAAGGCGUGCUAUAUGAUGGGAAGGUGGGAGCGAUCUUCGCGAUCGCGGAUAGCCGAACUAGGCAGAAGUAUGGACUAGAUAAUGUCGAGAUGAAGGAGAUCAUCGAUGUGGGUGAUAGUGAGACCAGGCAGGUGCAAGAAGACGAACAGAAGAACUGAUGUGCCUGGGAGAUGUGAAAAUUGUGUAGGUUGUUCACCGACCUACAAAGUGAGUCGACUGGGUUGAUGGGCUUAUUGAG